UUUUUUAUUUUCACGUUUGGUUAGACUGAAUAAAAAAUAUUUCUUUAGUUGUUCCGUUUAUUGAUAUUUGUUUAUGUCACAAGACUCUGUCAAAAACAAAUAUCGCAUGAUUUUAUUGACUGUUUAAAGUACAAGAGAACUUCAUCAUUCAAUUAAAAAUGUCUUUGAUAAAAGCUAUAAUUUUUACUAUUUUGCUUGCUAUUGAAUUUUCAUCUGCUAGUCUUUUGCAUGCUCUAGAAAAAGAUCAAAAUUUGUAUUAUUGGCAGAAUGAAGGCUGGAUAAAAGCUGACAGAGUUUCUGAAGACAAAAUAAUAGAAUUAACUUUUGCUUUAAAGCAACAAAAUGUAAAACAACUUGAAGAUUUUCUUCUUCAAGUAUCUAAUCCUGACUCAAGUUUGUAUGGAAAGUAUGUUUCUGUUGAACAACUAACCAGAAUGAUCCAGCCAAAAGAUGAUUCUAUCGAAAUUGUUUCAUUAUGGUUAAAACAAAAUGAUGUAAAUGAUUGUGAAUUGACACUAAAUAAAGAUUUUAUUAGGUGUACUAUGAAAGUAGAAAUUGCAGAGAAACUUUUACCUGGAUCUAAUUUUUACAAUUUUCAACAUAAAAAAUACAGCAGAAAUGUUGUUCGCUCAGUUUCACAUUACCAAGUUCCAAAUUAUAUUGCAGAGCAUAUUGACUUUGUAGGUGGUUUGCACCGAUUUCCUGCUGUUAAUUUCUUCAAAACAAAAUUCGAAAAUAUAAAUUACAAUAAGAAUCAUUAUAUCAGUCACUCUGAGUUAUUCCAUAUUGGUGUCUACCCCAGUGUUUUAAGAAAACGCUACAAUUUGACUGCAGAUGAUGUUGGAUCCCAUCCAAAUAAUUCUCAAGUUGUUGCACAGUUUCUUGAGCAAUAUUUUAACCCAAAUGACUUAAGUGAAUUUAUGUCUAUUUUUGUUGGAAAAGACUUUCCACACAAAACUUCAAUUGAGAAAGUGAUUGGACCUGAUACUGGGCGAUCUGGUGUUGAAGCUAGUUUAGAUACUCAGUAUAUAAUGGGUCUGGGAGCAAAUAUAACAACCUGGUUUUGGAGUACACCUGGCAGACAUGAUAACCAAGAACCUUUUUUAACGUGGCUUGUGGAUAUAUCAAAUACUUCACAAGUACCAUGGGUUCAUAGUGUUAGCUAUGGAGAAGAUGAAAGUACAUUAUCAGAGGUUUAUAUGAACCGUGUCAAUAUUGAGUUUAUGAAAACAGGUGCAAGAGGAUUAACUAUUUUAUUUGCAAGCGGUGAUAAUGGAGCAGGUUGUCAGGGUAAUAAAUUCAGCCCAAAUUUUCCAGUUUCAAGUCCUUAUGUUACUGGUGUAGGUGGUACAGCUUUUAAAAAUCCGUUUGGUUCAGGAGAAGAGACAUCCUAUGAAAUAAGUGGUGGUGGAUUCAGUAAUUUGUUUUUGCAGCCCUCGUACCAAAGUGAGAGAGUUAAUGAGUAUCUUAAGUCAGAUAAUGUGCCUCCAGAACAAUAUUUUAAUAAAUCUGGAAGAGCUUAUCCAGAUAUUGCUGCAUUGUCCAAUCAUUUUUGGAUAGUCAACAACCGUAUUCCAGUUCCAGGAGUUGCUGGGACAUCAGCGGCAACACCAACAGUUGCUGGAAUAAUAAGUAUGCUAAACGAAAGAAGAUUACAGAAUAAUAAACCUCCAAUGGGUUUUAUCAAUCCAUUUUUGUAUAAAAAUCCCCAAGCUUUCUUUGAUAUAUUAGGAGGUUGCAAUGAAGGUUGCUUAAACACUAAUGACAAAGGAUUUUGUGCUGAGGCGGGUUUUGAUCCUGUCACUGGGAAUGGAACACCUAAUUAUCCUGAACUUCUUAAAGCUGCUAUGAAUGCUGUUAAUUAAUAUUAAAUAUUUUUUUGUGUUAUUAUUUCUGAGAUUUUUUAAGUUUUGGGCCUGUUGUUGUUGUUGAGUAAUACUUUAUUAAAAUCAAUAGUUUAUUUUUGACUAUUUCUUCUCUUCGUUUAUUAGUCUACUUUUUUAUAGUGUUCCAUCUUUUUUAUAGAACAAAAUUUCCACUUUACUUUUGAGAAAGUAUUAAUAAAUAUUGAAUUAUCUUUUAAAA
Molecule: messenger RNA, 2085 nt
Organism: Hydra vulgaris (swiftwater hydra)
Lineage: Eukaryota; Metazoa; Cnidaria; Hydrozoa; Anthoathecata; Hydridae
Product: tripeptidyl-peptidase 1
Biological process (GO): proteolysis; central nervous system development
Molecular function (GO): serine-type endopeptidase activity; tripeptidyl-peptidase activity
Source: RefSeq, a predicted model, not a curated record